Molecule: messenger RNA, 834 nt
Organism: Dreissena polymorpha
Lineage: Eukaryota; Metazoa; Mollusca; Bivalvia; Myida; Dreissenidae
Exons: 2
Coding region: 1-834 (277 amino acids)
Molecular function (GO): protein binding
Source: RefSeq, a predicted model, not a curated record
AUGGAACUUCAAAAGACUUUAUGUUUGCUAUUGAACGUGAUUGUCUUCACGUGUGCACGAGAGCCUUCUAGCCCGAUUUGCUCGAGAUAUGACUAUGAGGAGCGUUUACUAGAAAGAGUCCUUCGAAACGAAUUGGCUCUAGAAACCACUCUGAAUGAAAUACUGAAAACAAACGGAAAAGUGGGGGAUGCACUUAAAGAUUUAGAAGAUGGAAAAGCAAAAGUGGAGUCUACGUUGGCAGUUAUUGAACAGAAACAACUCGAUAUGGAAUCUAAACUAAGUGAUUUUAUUAACAAUGCUUCCAACAAUAUGAACUCAACAUUGGCUUCAAAUGUUGACGAAGUGGUUAAAGCUGCUUCAGACAUCAAAGCCAAUGCAACUGUGACGGUGCAGCAACUCGUAAAACAAGUUCAAAUCCUCAAAGAUCAGUUAAAAGUACCUACAAUUUACUUUCGUGCGCGCCUUUCGGCUAGCAUAACAGACCUACCGAGUGGCAAGGAUUUAGUCUUCCCGACGGUGGAGGUCAACGAAGGUGAAGGUUAUGAUCCUUCAAAUGGAAUAUUCACAGCCUCCAUCCCUGGAAUGUAUCUGUUCAGUGUUCAGUACUGUGCUUAUAGUCAGAAAUAUGUUUACCUUGAAAUCGUCAACCAAGGCAAGACAUUACAGAGGUCAUCUAACAGUGGUAGAAGUGAAGAUUGGCCAUGUAUGACUAUGCAGGCAUCCACAGUGGUUGCAAAGGGACACCAGGUCUGGGUGCGCACCACAUCUACGAGCACGUUGUAUGAUUCUUCUGUAAGAUAUACUUCAUUUUCUGGCACAUUGAUCCACGUAUAA